This is a messenger RNA of Echinops telfairi (small Madagascar hedgehog), 1206 nucleotides long. RefSeq names its product calcium binding protein 39 (gene CAB39). The transcript has 9 exons. Gene Ontology annotation, biological process: intracellular signal transduction. Gene Ontology annotation, molecular function: protein serine/threonine kinase activator activity. The coding region runs from base 153 to 1178 and encodes 341 amino acids. The record is from RefSeq and is a predicted model, not a curated record. Lineage: Eukaryota; Metazoa; Chordata; Mammalia; Afrosoricida; Tenrecidae.
GCCCCACACUGUGGUUUGCAGAACCUUAGUCUAUGAGAGAGAAGGAAUUGUCCACAGGAAGAAAGGCUCCACAGGCAAAUCACUUGAGGAAACGCUGAGCUAAACAUGGUACAGCAGGCAGAGCGCAGCGGAGGCCUCUGUCGCUCGCCGCCAUGCCGUUCCCCUUUGGAAAGUCGCACAAGUCCCCGGCAGACAUUGUGAAGAACCUGAAGGAGAGCAUGGCUGUUCUGGAAAAGCAAGACGUCUCUGACAAAAAGGCAGAAAAGGCCACAGAAGAAGUUUCCAAAAACCUGGUGGCCAUGAAGGAGAUCCUGUACGGCACCAACGAGAAGGAGCCGCAGACGGAAGCGGUGGCCCAGCUUGCCCAGGAGCUCUACAACAGCGGCCUCCUCGGCACGCUGGUCGCCGACCUGCAGCUCAUUGACUUUGAGGGCAAAAAAGACGUGGCUCAGAUUUUCAACAAUAUUCUCAGAAGACAAAUUGGGACAAGAACACCUACUGUUGAAUACAUCUGCACCCAACAGAAUAUUCUGUUCAUGUUAUUGAAAGGGUAUGAAUCGCCAGAGAUCGCGCUCAACUGUGGAAUCAUGUUACGAGAGUGCAUCCGACACGAACCGCUUGCAAAAAUCAUUUUGUGGUCAGAACAGUUUUAUGAUUUCUUCCGAUAUGUGGAAAUGUCAACCUUUGACAUAGCUUCAGAUGCAUUCGCCACUUUCAAGGACCUGCUCACCAGACACAAGCUGCUCAGUGCCGAGUUCCUGGAGCAGCACUACGACCGGUUCUUCAGCGAAUAUGAGAAGCUUCUUCAUUCAGAAAACUACGUGACGAAACGGCAGUCCCUCAAGCUUCUCGGCGAGCUGCUGUUAGACAGACACAACUUCACAAUAAUGACAAAGUACAUCAGUAAACCCGAGAACCUCAAGCUCAUGAUGAACCUGCUCCGGGACAAGAGCCGGAACAUCCAGUUUGAGGCCUUUCACGUGUUUAAGGUGUUUGUUGCCAACCCCAACAAGACCCAGCCCAUCUUGGACAUCCUCCUCAAGAACCAGACCAAACUCAUCGAGUUCCUCAGCAAGUUCCAGAACGACAGGACCGAGGACGAGCAGUUUAACGACGAGAAGACCUACUUGGUAAAGCAGAUCCGGGAUUUGAAGAGACCCGCCCAGCAAGAAGCCUAAUUUCCAAUAAACAGCUAAAAUCAUUAAA